AUGAAGUUUUGGCUUCUAAACUCUCGUGCAUUCAUGGCCACACCAUUGGCUUUCAGAUCAGUAAGAAGGGCUUGUUUUGCAUCUUCUGCUCUCAAAUGGGAAGGAGGGGUAUCAAUGGUUCAAGGAGCUUCAAGAGGAAUUGGCCUUGAAUUUGUUAAACAACUUCUGGAAAAGAAUGACAAAGGGCAUGUUGUUGCUACUUGCCGAAAUCCUAAUGGGGCAACAGGACUUGUUGAUUUGAAAAAUAAGUUUGCUGAGCGCCUCAACAUUUUGCCAUUAGACCUGAGCAUUGAAAGUACUAUAGAGGCAUCUGCAAAGUCGAUAAGAGAAAAGUAUGGCUCUCUGAACCUUCUGAUUAAUGCCUCAGGAAUCCUUUCAAUUCCAAAUGUGUUGCAACCAGAAACAACAUUGAGCAAAGUAGAGAGGUCAUCCUUAAUGCUGGCUUAUGAGGUCAAUGCUGUGGGUCCUAUUCUAGUUAUCAAGCACAUGUGGCCUCUUCUGAAGGCUGGAGGAGGCUUUGGAACUGAAAGGGAUGUUGCAGUGGUGGCCAACUUAAGUGCCAGGGUUGGCUCAAUUGGAGAUAAUCACCUAGGUGGUUGGCAUUCAUAUCGAUCUUCAAAGUCUGCUUUAAACCAGCUGACAAAAACUGUAUCGGUGGAGUUAGCACGAAAGAAGGAUCCAAUAAUAUGCAUCCUUUUGCACCCAGGCACGGUGGACACAGACCUCUCUAAGCCAUUUCAGAGAAAUGUUCCCAAAGACAAGCUUUUCACCAAAGAGUUUUCAGUGCAGAAGCUCUUAGGAAUCAUUAAUAAUGCAAAGAGGGAUGAUAAUGGCAAGUUUUUUGCCUGGGAUGGCCAGGAAAUCCCUUGGUAA
This is a messenger RNA of Dovyalis caffra, 873 nucleotides long. The record is from the annotation of a GenBank genome assembly. NCBI's taxonomy places the organism in Eukaryota, Viridiplantae, Streptophyta, Magnoliopsida, Malpighiales, Salicaceae.